Molecule: messenger RNA, 1831 nt
Organism: Zophobas morio
Lineage: Eukaryota; Metazoa; Arthropoda; Insecta; Coleoptera; Tenebrionidae
Gene: mRpS30
Product: large ribosomal subunit protein mL65
Exons: 4
Coding region: 139-1773 (544 amino acids)
Biological process (GO): translation
Cellular component (GO): mitochondrion; mitochondrial large ribosomal subunit; ribosome
Molecular function (GO): structural constituent of ribosome
Source: RefSeq, a predicted model, not a curated record
GCGGCAACGCUGGUCGCAUCUAUAUUAAUCUAUGGUUAGGCUGUGAGGUUAGGUAUGUUUGAUCAUGGAUUUUAGUGCGGUACCAAUGGUGAAAGUUAACCGAAAUUAAUUCUGACAAAAACAAAAGUCAAAUAAAGCAUGUCUGCUCUAAGAUUCAGAAGACCCUUGUUAAAUUGCGUCAAAGAAUAUAGAUAUGUGUCCACUGGACUGCCCCAAGAAGAUCAAUAUUCGUACACUCCGCAAUACCCACCAAUUCUUGAUAUAUCCCAUGAAAAAGUAGCCGCAAAAAAGAAAGAGGCAGAGUAUGAAGCAAUCAAAGCAGUUAAAACAGUUGAAGAAAAACAAAUUAAGCUGAACAUGUCGAAGUAUUAUGGUUUUAAGUGUUACAUGCUUUUAGAAGAGUAUAUCCCAUACAAUAAUUUGGAGUUGAUUCAACAUGUGACGAGGACCCAUUUAAUACGAGACGAAAAUUUACCAAACUUUUACAAUGGAAUUGAUGUCAGCAGUUUACUAACUGCGGUAAAAAAUGAUAUAGAAGAAACAAUUUUGAUUGAAAUGGAUCAGUGCAGGCAAAAGGUAGAUUUACAUAAAGUGCAAUUAAACAUAGGGGAAAGAGAAAAUAUUGUUAGUUCAGCUUUAAGUAAACAAAUAAAUCGAAUAAUUAUUAACAGUAUGUCUAAACAUUAUUCUCACAUAGAUAGUGCACAGGUUGAUUUUAAUCCAAGAAUUGAGUCACUAUGGUUUGCUGGUGGUAUGGACCCUCCUGAAAAUAUUAAGAGGUGUAAACGUGGACAAGAAUGGCGUAAAAAUGAAGUGGAUGCACCUACAAAUCGCGCUAUGAAUUACAUAGGCACAGCUAGUGUAGCCUUGAGGUCUAAUAAGCCAUUGCGUCCAAUAUUAUCACUGAGUGAGUCUGAAAAUCCAGAUUUUAUUGUCCCCCGUUUUAAACUGGAUCCAAGAACAGUGGGUACAGCAAAUCAAUUCAGGCAUAUUGCCAAUAUACCAGGGUUUUGGCCUGGAGAUCCGAACCAAUUUGGACUUUUAUCAUACCACCAGCGUGGUCAUCAUUUAACACGCCAUUAUAAAGAUCCUGAAGAUAACCUACGAGCUAUUGAUAGGCAGGGAAUUUUAUCAUCUUUUGCAUGGUUAAACAGUCAGGCGAACUUUCUCGGUUUUACUACGUUCAAUGACGUUACCUACCCACUCUUAACGCAAACCAUAAUAACGAAUGGUCAGCUUUGGUCAUUCUUCGUGUAUCAGUUGAAUACUGUUUUGAUUCAUUCAAAACAUAUUGAAGAUAAUCCCCAACGUAAUAUCUGUUGGACAACCCCUGUUCUCAAACUUUAUGAAGGCAUUGUGGAUGGAAAAUUGGUAGGUUUCAAUGAUCAAGUUUUGCAGAAUUUAUUGAAAUUUUACGCCAAUGUCCCGGAAGAGAGAUUAGGCGUUGAAAUGAGGCCCUACUUGAGUAAGGAAGAGAAAGUAUGUGGAGAUUAUCAGGACGAUGAUCAGAGACAAUGGCUUGAGAGAGAAUACAAGCAUUUGGUCUCCAAUAGACCCAGACAUGCUCUAGAUUAUGAAAUCUAUGCUUGGGAGAAAAUUUAUAAAAUUGAUCAUGAGACCAAGUUUUUAGACAAAAAGAGAAGGCCGUUUGAAUAUGGGAUUAAACCAUGGAAUAGAAAAUUAGAUGAAAGACUACCUAGGUAUAUACCAAGGGUACAUAGACCGCAUUUACCAAGAUGGAAAGGUCGGUAUGCAAAAGAAUAUUUUCCCUAAGGUGUGUGUAGUAUAACAAAUAUAGCAAAAUUAAAUCCAAAUAAAAACUUGAAAAUAU